Molecule: messenger RNA, 1035 nt
Organism: Lodderomyces beijingensis
Lineage: Eukaryota; Fungi; Ascomycota; Pichiomycetes; Serinales; Debaryomycetaceae
Source: the annotation of a GenBank genome assembly
AUGUCCACAGCUAGCACCAACACCGCGGAACUCCCCAAGACGCAAGCAGUCUCCAGCUUCACCGAAGUGGGAGACUUUGACAAGAUCACCUUUGACACCAACUACCCCACACCGCAAAUUACUACGCCCCACGAUAUCAUCGUCAAAAACGCCUACUCCGGCAUCAACUUCAUCGAGGCAUACUUCAGAAAGGGCAUCUACCCUGCCCAGGAGAAACCAUACGUGUUUGGCCGCGAAGCCAGCGGAACCGUGGUCGCCGUGGGAUCAUCCGUCACCAGCUUACAGGUAGGUGACAAGAUCGCCUAUUUAGCCCCGCAGACAUUUGCCCAAUACACCAAGAUCACCACCGACAACUUCAGAUACAUCAUCUUGCCCGCAGACUCCAGCGACGCCGACUUGAAAAUCUACGGCAGCUUGUUCCUCCAGGGAUUAACGGCACUCACGUUGAUCAACGAGGCGUACAAAGUCAACCAGGGUGACUAUGUCUUGGUAUGGGCCGCCGCUGGUGGCGUAGGCAAGAUCUUGGUGCAAUUGAUCUCACAGAUUGGAGCCCACGUGAUUGCCGUCGCUUCGACGCGUGCAAAGCUCGAAAUCGCCCAAGGGCUCGGCGCGCAGUACGUGAUUAACUCCAGCACCGAUGACGUUGUCGCGAAAGUCGAUGAGAUUACGGGUGGUAAAGGUGUCGCGGCAUCGUUUGACUCGGUUGGCAAGGACACGUUUGAAGCUUCACUUGGCGCGUUGGCGCUCAAGGGAUCGUUUGUAUCGUUUGGAAACGCUAGUGGGCCCGUGACGCCAUUUCCCUUGAGUCGCUUGUCGGCUAAGAAUACGAAAUUGACGAGACCUACUUUGAUGGGGUACAUUGCCACGAAAGAGGAGUGGGAUCAUUACUCGCAUCAGUUGUUGGAGUUGGUUCGAAGCGGCAAGUUGAAGUUUGACGUGAGCAAGACGUAUGAUUUGAAGGAUUACCAACUUGCUGCAAAGGAUUUGGAGAGCAGAGCCACUACUGGUAAGUUGACUUUGAAAAUUCCCGAGUAA